AUGGCUUCUUUAAUCACUUCGAACGGUGUGGGCCACGUGGUCGAGGCUCUACCUAUCCUGGAUGAGAUCCGUUCUGAUAGUGAGGACCGAGCCUUCUGGUGGGAACCCAUGUCCGGAACUCUGGCCACGCUCCUCCAGGCAAAUCAAUACAGCGAUGAAGCGCAACGCCACUAUCUCCGUUGGUUUUAUAAAUGGGUUCCCCCGGCUCUGGGGCCACGUCUUAUCAACGGCAAACCCUAUUACGGUUCAUGGCUUACUCAUGAUCUGUCGCCCUUCGAGUUUAGUAUCAACUGGAAAGAGAAGAGUCGCAAAAAAAUCCUCCGCUUUACCUUUGAACCAACUACGAAGCAGGCAGGGACAGCCACCGAUCCCAUUAACCAGCUGGGGACAAAAGAGUUUAUGAACACAAUCUCGAAAGACGUGCCGGGUCUGGAUUUAACACGAUUCAAUCAGUUCCUCGAGGCAACCAACGUACCCAGCGAUGGCGUGGACGAUGCCAUAGCAAAGCACCCACCGAACUUCCCACGGUGCCGCGCCGUCGUCGCCUUCGACCUGGAGCACUCCGGCGACCUCAUGGUCAAAUCCUACUUCCUGCCGCACUGGCGCGCGCUUCAGAGCGGGAUCCCGGCCAAGACCAUCAUUUAG
Molecule: messenger RNA, 645 nt
Organism: Letharia lupina
Lineage: Eukaryota; Fungi; Ascomycota; Lecanoromycetes; Lecanorales; Parmeliaceae
Exons: 2
Coding region: 1-645 (214 amino acids)
Biological process (GO): alkaloid metabolic process
Molecular function (GO): transferase activity, transferring alkyl or aryl (other than methyl) groups
Source: RefSeq, a predicted model, not a curated record